UAUAGGUGAUAAAUAUAAAAUUUAAAGUGCAAUUUGUUGAAAAUCUGACUCGUAACUUGUAUUAUUGGUGUAUUAGCUUAUUAUUAAUAUUUAUAAUAUCAUAACAGAAGCCACAAAUACCCAGGAGACCCAAAAACAAAAAUAAAAAACAAAAACCAAACGAAACUGUGCCUCCAUUUCGUCUCAGGAAAUGAUGAGACCACUCUCAGCCUUGUGCCUGCUUUCACUUUUCUUGGUUGAAGAAGCUACAUGUUCAUACAGGCACCAUAAGCUAUCAGAGUUCCGAGCAAAACUUGAAGAAAAAGCUGCUUCAAAUUUUAACCAGGCAGUUUCUUUGUUGCCUUCUGAAGCUUCUAACAAUACAAGGAUCGGGAGAGUUUUUUAUCCAAUUGUGUACGGAGCAGAUCCAAGUGGAGCAAAUGAGAGCAGUGAUGCUUUUUUGAAAACUUUGGGGGAUGCCUUUCAACUGCAAAAUGGGCUUGAAUUGCUUCCAGGAAUCAACGAUUUGGGAGGUAUAGUGAUUGAUUUGCAAGGUGGUAACUAUAAAAUCAACCAACCUCUUAGAUUUCCUUCUGGUGGAGGCAAUCUUGUGGUAAAAGGAGGAACUCUACGAGCAUCAGACCAAUUUCCUACUGAUCGCCAUCUCAUCGAACUAUGGUCACCAAGCUCGAAGAAACUUUCAGAAGUAGUGGCUGAACCCAUCAAACAUGUUAAGUUUAUAGACUCAAAAGACCAAAACAUAGGGAUGUACUACGAGGACAUAACCUUUCGGGACAUUCUGUUCGAUUCAAGCUAUAGAGGAGGAGGAAUCUUCUUGGUCGAUACGGCUCGGAUUCGUAUAAACAACUGCUUCUUUCUUCACUUCACGACGCAAGGAAUUCUAGUUCAAAAAGGUCAUGAAACCUUCAUAUCAAACUCCUUUUUGGGACAGCAUUCAACAGUUGGUGGUGAUAAAGGUGAGAAGGACUACACAGCCACUGCCAUUGAUCUUAAUAGCAAUGACAACGCCAUCACCGAUGUUGCAAUUUUCUCAGCAGCAGUUGGGAUUAUUUUAAGGGGUCAAGCCAAUAUUCUCUCUGGUGUACAUUGUUAUAACAAGGCCACAGGUUUUGGUGGCAUCGGAAUAUUUGUAAAAUUGGCAGGAAAUUCACAGACAAGAAUUGAUAAUUGCUAUUUGGAUUUCACCUCUAUAGUUCUCGAAGACCCUGUUCAAGUUCAUGUGACAAAUGGGCUUUUUCUGGGAGAUGCGAAUAUUGUGUUGAAAUCGAUUCAUGGUCAAGUAUUUGGGUUGAAUAUCGUGGAUAACAUGUUUAAUGGAAGCCCACAAAACAAGAUCCCAAUAGUUAAUUUAGAUGGAGAGUUUACAAAGGUUGAUCAAGUGGUGAUCGACCGAAACAAUGCCAUCGGGAUGAGCUUGAAAUCAACGGUGGGGAAAUUAGUGGUGGCUAGCAAUGGGACAAAGUGGGCUGCUGAUUUUUCAGAGGUUUUGGUAUUUCCCAACAGGAUUAGUAAUUUUCAGUACUCAUUCCAGAGUCAAGGGGACCCUAAGUUUACUUCUCAUGCUGUGACCAAUGUGACAAAUAAUGUAGUGGUGGUGGAGAGUGAGAAGGUGGUAAAUGCUUUGGUUUCUGUUGUUGUGGAACAAUAGACAUACACAUAGGAUUUUGGGGGAGAACUAGCUAGUCAGACCGUGAGUAGAGUUAUGCUAUAAGAAGCUUGUCUUUUUUUCAUUUUUUAAGUUAUUUUUUAGUAUUUUAUAAAGAUAUUAGAUUGGUAAUCAAAAAAGAAAAGAUACUUGAUUGGGGAUGAUCCGAAACUUUUGUCAUAUCGUUGAAAUAACUAAGCCAAUGCAGUGGGAACUGUCCCAAGAGCAUGUGAAUUUGAUCAUCAGGCUGGAACUAGAAUGAUAAAAUACUUUUCUAUAAACUGAUUUAUUGGAGUUGGAAAUAAAACAU
Messenger RNA from Ziziphus jujuba (common jujube), 1955 nucleotides. Its product is annotated as polygalacturonase QRT3. Lineage: Eukaryota; Viridiplantae; Streptophyta; Magnoliopsida; Rosales; Rhamnaceae. The transcript is spliced from 3 exons. Gene Ontology annotation, molecular function: polygalacturonase activity. The coding region runs from base 191 to 1648 and encodes 485 amino acids. The record is from RefSeq and is a predicted model, not a curated record.